GUUUGCAGUAACAAAAUAAAACACACAUCAAAAGCGUUGAGAGAAAAAAAAAGAAGAGAGGAGAAAAGAGCGAUAAAUCCGAAAAGCCUAAGAAACAUCAAAAGAGAAUUAAAAACAAAUUUCUUUUUUUGUUUCAAAAGGAAAAUCUUUGAAUUUUAUGGCAACCCGUCUCCUCCGAACUAACUUUAUCCGGCGUCCUUACCGUUUCUCCGCUUUAAAACCUGUGGGCCCUCCCACCGUAACGGCUUCAACAGCCGUCGUCCCUGAGAUCCUCUCCUUCGGACAACAAGCGCCAGAGCCACCUCUCCACCACCCAAAACCUAACGAAGCUCACCAUGACAUCGAUCUUUCCGACCAAGCUCGUCUUUUCUCCUCUAUCCCCACAUCCGAUCUCCUCCGCUCCACCGCCGUGCUGCAUGCGGCGGCGAUAGGUCCUAUGGUGGAUGUUGGAACGUGGGUCAUGAGCUCUAAACUCAUGGACACCGCCUUGACACGUGGUAUGGUCCAUGGUCUUGUGAAGAGUACGUUUUAUGACCACUUUUGCGCCGGUGAAUCCGCCGAGGCGGCCGCGGACCGCGUGAGGAGUGUCUACGAGGCUACUGGUCUUAAAGGUAUGCUUGUGUACGGCGUGGAACAUGCCGAUGACUCUGCCUCUUGUGAUGAUAACAUGCAACAGUUCCUUCAAACCAUCGAAGCUGCAAAAUCCUUACCAACAUCACAUUUUAGUUCCGUGGUCGUGAAGAUAACCGCGAUUUGUCCCAUCAGUCUUCUAAAACGAGUGAGCGAUUUGCUUAGAUGGGAACACAAAACUCAAAACUUCAAACUUUCAUGGAAGCUCAAAUCUUUCCCGGUUUUCUCCGAUUCAAGCCCUCUAUACCACACAAACUCCGAACCGGAACCGUUAACCGCCGAAGAAGAACGUGAGCUCGAAGCAGCACACGUAAGGAUCCAAGAAAUCUGUCGGAAAUGCCAAGAGUCCAAUGUACCUUUACUGAUCGAUGCAGAAGACACAAUCCUCCAACCAGCGAUCGAUUACAUGGCUUAUUCGUCAGCAAUCAUGUUCAACACUGACAAAGAUAGACCCAUUGUUUACAACACCAUUCAGGCCUACUUGAGAGACGCUGGUGAGAGGUUGCACAUAGCCGUACAAGAAGCCGAGAAAGAAGGUGUUCCUAUGGGGUUUAAGUUGGUGAGAGGAGCUUAUAUGUCUAGUGAAGCUAGAUUAGCAGAUUCCUUGGGACACAAGUCACCAAUUCACGACACACUUCAGAACACGCACGCUUGCUACAAUGAUUGCAUGACCUUCUUGAUGGAGAAAGCAUCCAACGGAUCUGGUUUUGGUGUUGUUCUUGCAACACACAACGCUGAUUCGGGGGGACUUGCAUCAAAGAAGGCUAGUGAGCUCAACAUUGAUAAAAAGAAUGGGAAUAUAGAGUUUGCGCAGCUAUACGGUAUGUCAGAUGCAUUGUCCUUCGGUUUAAAGAGAGCCGGUUUCAAUGUUAGCAAGUACAUGCCAUAUGGACCGGUUGAAACCGCUAUACCGUAUCUUCUCCGACGUGCUUAUGAGAACCGGGGAAUGAUGGCCACGGGUGCCAAUGAUCGUCAACUCAUGAGGAUGGAACUUAAGAGGAGACUAAUCGCUGGAAUUGCGUGAAGAGAGGAGUCUAUGUCCUUGUGUCAUUAAAUGGAAUUGGGAAAUGUAGAUCAAUAAAUUUGUUCUAUAAAUAUGUAGAUUAUAAGAGAGAAAAAUAUAAAAAACGGAGUAGGGAAGAACAUUUCAUGUGGCUUUGUCGUAAUAUAUUUAUUUAUUUUUGGGUCACAAAACUUUGUAUUUAAUUAUCACCAAUGUAUAUUCACCCUUUCUUAUCAAUAAUAAUGGAAUCACCUUUUUU
Messenger RNA from Eruca vesicaria subsp. sativa (arugula), 1892 nucleotides. Lineage: Eukaryota; Viridiplantae; Streptophyta; Magnoliopsida; Brassicales; Brassicaceae. The record is from the annotation of a GenBank genome assembly.